Messenger RNA from Paramecium pentaurelia, 1407 nucleotides. The record is from the annotation of a GenBank genome assembly. NCBI's taxonomy places the organism in Eukaryota, Ciliophora, Oligohymenophorea, Peniculida, Parameciidae.
AUGAAUUUUAUAAUUGUUAUUAAUAAUUUAGAGAUGAAUAAAUAUAAUUACUAAUACAGAUGGAAUAUGCUAACAUUUUGCAUUUGGAUUCCUAUGGGGAAUUAUUACAAUUAUGAUAUUCCAACAUCAUUAUACAAUUCAUUUAAGAGUUAUUUAUCUCCAAUACUCUCAGAUAAUCAAUUUGAAUUUUAUUAUGGAUUACUAUUUAGUUUAACUUCAUUUGUUAAUAUAUUCACUCCUUUCAUCAGUGGAAGUAUUAUUUCAUCAAAUUAAUUAAGAAUUAAGAGAUUAAUAUGGAAAUAGAAUUGCCUUAUUCGUUUUAUUAUUUCUAGUUUCUUUAGGAUAAUUUAUAUUCAUUUAAGGUUUCAUUCAUUAUAACUUAUAUUAUAUCAUUAUUGGUCGAAUUCUUAUAAGUAUUGGAAUUGAACCAUGUGGAGCAAUUCAAACUAGUCUGCUUUCUUAAUAUUUUAAAUUUGAUCAUAUUGUAUAAAUAAAUUAUUUAUUAGGCAUUAGUUGUUGGUUUAUGUGAGUUAUUUGCUUCUUUUGGAACAAUCUCAGUUAUGUAUUUUGCACCUAAAUUAGCAGCAUAAUAUAAUCUAAUAUUUGCUAUAUAGAGUGGUAGUUUUGCUAUUGCAAUGAGUGUAGUAUGUUGUAUCAUAACUAUUGUUUAUGAUAUAAAUGCAGAAUAUGUUCAACAAGAAAAUUCAAUUUAGAAUGUUGAAAUUAGUAAAUAAAUCAUAAAAUAAGAGAACUUCCCAUUUAUAUACUGGAUGAUCAUUAUAUACAAUAUGUUACUCUUUGGAUCAUUACUUACUUUUAGUAAUUUUUCUGUUGGAAUAUUAACUGAAAGAUGGUAUACAGAUAAUGAAUCAGCUGAAGAAAUGGCAGGUAAAAUGAUGGCCAUUAUGUGGGGGAUAUCUUCCUUUCUCACUCCCGUUUUUGGUUUCUUAAUAGACAAAUAUAAGAAUAGAUCCAUAUUUGUAAGUUUAUUGAAUAUCAUAGAAUAUUUGUGCUUCAUGUCUUGGUUUUUUAGGUUUAGUAUAACUUUGGUAUUAUGCACCUUUUUUAGCAAUUAAUUUAUUGGGAAUAUCAUAUGCUAUUAUGUGUGCUAGUGUAUGGUCUAGUAUUGUUUAUAUUAUAGAUGAAACAAAUUUAGGUACAGGUUAUGCUUAUCUAUUAUCAUCAUGUAAUUUCUUAUUGUCUAUUUUACCUCUAUCUAUUAGUUUGAUUAAAAUUAGAACAGCUAGCUUUUUUAUUUCAGUUAUGAUGUUAGCAGUCUUAAUUUUCAUUACAGUCUUAUUAGGAAUUUAUAUUUAUUUUUUAGAUAACUAAGAAAAUAAUAUUCUUGAUGGUAAAAUACUAUCCACCAAUAAAUCAUAUGAACAAUUAGAACAAGAUGAAAUUUGA